Molecule: messenger RNA, 4973 nt
Organism: Larimichthys crocea (large yellow croaker)
Lineage: Eukaryota; Metazoa; Chordata; Actinopteri; Sciaenidae
Gene: myom3
Product: myomesin 3
Exons: 38
Coding region: 178-4683 (1501 amino acids)
Biological process (GO): sarcomere organization
Cellular component (GO): M band
Molecular function (GO): protein binding
Source: RefSeq, a predicted model, not a curated record
GACAGUGAGAGGUAAUACUGAGAGGCGAGACAGCAAGAUUGAACAAGAUCUUCAAGGAGAGAGACAGACGGACAGACAGAGAGACAGAAAAAGGAAGUGGGAUAUAUCUGUCCUACAGACACCCAGAGGACUUCACCUGCUUCUUUAAGGAAAGCGUGCCAGUUGAGGGGGGUUACCAUGGAAACCAGGAUGGUGAUGCGGCGAGAGCAGGAGGAGCAGUCAUCCCAGAUGUCUCACAGCAUGCAGCUGUCCUCCCAGAUCAAGAAGAAAACCUUCACUUCCAGUGAUGAGGAACCGUCCUACUCUGAUUUCUAUCCCAUCAUCCCCGCUGACCUGAUGUCCGUCAAGGAGAUCCUGAACAUGGACGACCUCCCCCGCCACAGGACAUGGGAAAUCCUGAAGGAAACUCAAGCUGCCGAUGAAGAGUACCACAGAGACAAGUGGACCAGGUUUGGGAAUGAGGUUGAGAAGGUGGAGAUAGACGUGAUCAGGAACCAGCGUGUGUUACGCACACAUGUUGACAGACUGGCCCUUCGUAAGCAGGCAAAAAAGAAGGCAUCUGCCCACAUGAAGUACCUGGAGCUUCUCAGUCAGAAGGCCCCAGACUUUACGAUCCCUCUGAGGGCUCACAUGGUCUGGGAGGGCAUGACGGUCAAACUCACAUGUACCAUCCAGGGCUGUCCACCCCCAAAGGUCACAUGGUACAAGGAUGGCCAGCUCCUGAGAAUGUCCGACCAACCGUGGAAUUACAGUCUUCAACAAAAAUUUGGUCUUAACUCCCUGGAGAUCAGAAGGUGCUCUCCUGAUGAUGCUGGCGAGUAUAAAGUGGUAGCCAGGAGUCCCCUGGGUGAAGCUAUGACUUUUGGGACGCUCGUGGUGAACUCAUAUCAAGGAGCCGUGGCUGGUUCAGAGCACUCGCAGACCCCCGCCUUGACGCUCGAGCCAGAAGCCCAGUUUGGCAUAGCAUUCCCUCCAACAUGGGUGAAGGAGGGUAACAGCCUCACUCUGCAGUGCACCUUCACCUCAGCUCUGCUGCCCUUCCAGCAGGACGUCAGCUGGUUCAGAGAUGGCAUUCAGCUGCAUCAGUCGAGCAACGUGGAGAUCACGACAGUUGACAGCAAGACCUCCAUCACUUUAAAGGCUGCACAUAAGGAGCAUGAAGGUGUCUAUACUGUCCGCCUAAGGACCUGGGAUGACUUCCAGGAGCACAGUGCUUUUGUCUACGUUCAAGAUGCAUCAGCUGCAGUGUCGGGAGGCCCCGCUUCUCCACUGGACGUCCAGGUAUCUGACGUCAACAAGGACUACGUCUUUCUCACCUGGCAGCCACCCAGUGCUGAUGGAGCUUCACAUGUGCUGGGUUAUUAUGUGGAAAAAUGUGACGUCAGUCAGGGUGAGUGGGUGCGCUGCAAUGUUCAUACUCAGAAAAUGUGCCACUACCCGGUGUUUGGCCUUAAGGAAGGAACUCUGUACCAGUUCAGGGUUCGUGCUGUUAACCAGGCUGGAGCAAGUCGCCCCUCCAAGGCUACUGAACCCGUCCUGACUGCAGACCCCCUAGAACACACCAGGACCACAGUGGUCAACGUCGACAUAGGAUGGACGAUCACCAUUACAAAAGAUGAACUUGAAGGUCACGUCAAAGCUCCUUUCCCUCCCACAGACGUCCACGCCUGCGAGGUGAGCGACACCUACGUGGUGCUCAGCUGGACCGAGCCUGAACCCAGAGGCAGGGAGCCGCUCACCUUCUACGUGGAGCGGUCCCUGGCAGGGAACAGUAGCUGGGAGUUGGCCAGUCUGGACAUGGUGGUGAACUCUCCCAGAUUCCCAGUGUUUGACCUGGUCAAGGGCAAGCAGUACUGCUUCAGGGUGCGCUCCAUCAACAAGUACGGUGUCAGCGAUCCCUCUGAGCCGAGUGAACCGAUCUCCUUGGGCAAGCCACAAGCUGUGCCGGCUUCGCCUCACUCCGUCAUGGCCAUCAGCGACACAGACACGUCUGUGCUGCUCCAGUGGAAGGAGCCCAAAGACAAAGACGACAUCCUGGGCUACUAUCUGUACUACAAUGAGACGGGUAAACAAGACUGGAACACUGUCAACAACAAGCCUUUUACCAAAACCAGAUUCAUAGUCCACGGCCUCAAAACUCAAGGGGAAUAUGUGUUCAGAGUGAAAUCUGUGAGCCGAGCAGGAAACAGCAGCUAUUCAGAUCAGUCUCAAGCCAUCCUCGUCAAAUCAGCCAUUCAUGUUCCUUCUGCUCCCUCUGCCAUCGCCAUGCUGCUGUGCACCGGAUCAGAGAUGGUGCUGGGCUGGAAGGCCCCUGCCCGUAAUGGUGGAGCCCAUGUGCGUGGAUACUACCUGGACCAGAGGGAGAAGGGCAUGAAAACAUGGAGAGAGGUCAAUGUCAAGCCUGCCAAAGAGAGGCAGUUUAAGGUUUGCAACCUGUCUGCCGGACAUUUCUACCAGUUCAGAGUGUACGCUGCCAACAUGGCUGGCGUCGGGAAGCCCUCUGAGGCCAGCGAAGCUUUCCUGUGUGAGAAAUGGACGAUGCCCGAGCCAGGUUGUCCUUAUGACCUGGAGCUUAGGGAGGUGAGGAAAAGCUCCCUCGUGCUGCUCUGGGCGGCUCCAUUGUAUGAAGGAAGCAGCCCUGUCACUGGUUAUUUCCUGGAAAUCAGUGAGGGCGACCAGUCAGACGACUGGACUGCUUUGAAUGAGAAGCCAGUCUCUGACACACAUUACAAGGUGUCAGGUCUUCAGGCAGGUCAGACCUACCGUCUCCGUGUGUCGGCUGUCAAUGAGGCUGGAGUGGGUUGCGCUUCCCUGCCAACUGAGCCAGUCACGGCUCAGACCCAACCAGGCACCAAAAACGUUGAGAUCGGAGUGGACAAUGAUGGUUUCAUAUUUCUGAGUUACCAGGCUGAUAAGAUGAACGACACGAGCGAGUUCCUCUGGAGCAAAAACUACACAGAGGCCAUUGAUGCCGGAAGAGCUCAGGCAGAAACCAAGAAGAACGGGUCAGUCCUCACAUUCAAAGACGCCUCUGAAGAGGAUCUGGGUCUCUACACGGUGAAGAUGAGCGACAACUCGACCCUGUCAUCCAGCUACGACUUCACUGCUGAAGACCUUGAACGACUCAAAGAACUCAGCUGGCAAGUCAGAAAUCCACUGAUAGCUCUGAAGUCCGGCUGGCAGGUGGAGGUUUCUGAGAAAGGUGGGGUUCGUCUUUGGCUUGAGACGGAGAGUCUGAGUGACGCUGCUGAACUCCGCCUCAUCUUUAACGACAGAGAAAUCUCCAGUACUCCAAUGUCUUGUAGCUCUACAGAGCUUAUCUUGGUGUUUAUGACCAGUCACUAUGAAUCCAAAACAGCUGUUAGUGUUUUAAUGAACAUCCUGGAGGCAGGCGGGAAGCUGAGGCUGUGGAGAAAAGAUGAAGAGCAGGUGUGCGAGGAAGCGGAAAGGUCGAGUGAGCUGAGGGAGGAGAAGGAGCACACAUCUGCUAAUGUGCACUGUAAUGCUUGUUUGCAGCACCGUAAGAUCAACUUCGACAAGGCCAAAGGUCUGGUGGAGAUACUGUUUGAGCAGCUCUCUCGGGAGGACGAGGGCUCAUACACGGCUCAGCUGCGGGACGGCCGCGCCAAAAACCAGUUCACUUUGGUCUUUGUGGAUCAAAAGUUUCGUCAGACGUUGGCCCUGGCUAAUGAAAAACUACGUGACAUCAAGAGAAAGGCUGGACCUUAUUUCCAGGACUUCUUAUCAUGGAGUGUGAAUGAGGACUGUGAGCUCAUUAUGAAGUGUAAGGUGACAAAUACAAAGAAGGACACGUCUCUCAAGUGGUUUAAAGAAGGCGUGGCGGUGAGCCAAGUUGUGUACGAGCAGUCGUCAGGGGUCAGCACGCUCACCAUCCCACAGGUUACGAAGAAAGAGGCAGGUUCGUACAGAGCUGUGGUGUCAGAUGGGAGAGGAGAGGAUGUCAGCACCUUGGAGCUGCUGGAUGACGAGUAUGACAAGCUUCUCCAGCAGCUGAGUAAACAGUGCGCAAUGUCAGCCAGCCCGCUGAGGAUUCAGAGCACCGCUGAAGGUUUCAAGCUCUACUGCUCAUUCAAAUACUAUAUAAACUACCUGAAGACCAGCUGGUACUUCAAGGAGAAGAGGAUUGACCAGGGAACCAGGAUAAAGCCUGGCAGCAGUAUGCAGAAAGUCUGGAUUGAGAUCGUUAACCCGACAGAGAAUGAUAAAGGCAAAUACAUCUUGGAGAUGUUUGACGGCACCGAGACACACAAACGGUAUCUUGACCUUUCUGGACAAGCCUUUGCUGAUGCCUUGCUGGACUACCAGAGGUUGAAGCAAGCGGCCGUCGCUGAGAAAAAUCGAGCCAAAGUGACAAAGGGUCUUCCUGAUGUGGUAGCCAUCAUGGAGGGAAAGUCUUUGUGUCUGACAUGCUACAUCGACGGUGACCCAGCACCACAGAUCUUCUGGCUCAGGAACGACAAGGAGCUUAUUGACCCGAACCUUUAUACCGUCACCAAUGAACAAAAGUGCAGCACCAUCGACAUCCACAAGGUCAGGCUGGAAGAUUCUGGGAAAUACAGCAUCCUUGUGCGCAAUAAGUUUGGCUCAGAGGCGGCUUGUGUGACCGUGAGCGUUUACAGGCACGGGGAGAAGCCUCCAGCAAACGCUGUGGAGAUGGGUUAAGACUGCAGACUGAGUCAGAAAUUCAUGUUCUGCUUCCGAUACAACCAAAAAAAAGUUGGCACGGUGUGUGAAAUGUAAACAGAAACAAAAUAUGAUGAUGGAAAACAGUGAAACUCCAUAUUUAAUUUUAAAAAUCACAAAAACAACUUAAAUAGCAUGUUGAAACUUUAUUGUUUUUGGAAAAUUACAUGACUAUUUUGGACCAUUAAAGUCCGUGUGUAGCCAAAUUCUGAGAUUUCUUUCAAAGAAAUUUAAAUAUGUCGGAAAAUAGCUGCUGAAAACAUGUGAAA